GGCAAGACGUUCUACGACGUCCUCGGCGUCGGCCGCGACGUCACGGCCGCGCAGCUCAAGAAGCGGUACCGCCAGCUCGCGCUCAAGCUCCACCCGGACAAGAACCGGGACCCGAACGCCGAGGAGCAGUUCCGCGAGCUCCACGCGGCCUACGAGGUCAUCAACGACCCGAAGCAGAAGGAGCUCUACGAC
Molecule: messenger RNA, 192 nt
Organism: Aureococcus anophagefferens
Lineage: Eukaryota; Pelagophyceae; Pelagomonadales; Pelagomonadaceae
Exons: 1
Cellular component (GO): endoplasmic reticulum
Molecular function (GO): misfolded protein binding; protein-folding chaperone binding
Source: RefSeq, a predicted model, not a curated record